AAACCGAAAACAUGUAUUUACAGGGACAGGAAGGAAUGGGCAGAUGUUGAACCUGUCCCUCAAAAUGAUGGGCCAAAUCCUGUUGUUCAGAUCAUCUACAGUGAAAAAUUUCGAGAUGUCUAUGAUUACUUCCGGGCUGUUCUGCAGCGGGAUGAGAGAAGCGAAAGAGCUUUCAAGCUAACAGCAGAUGCCAUUGAGUUAAAUGCUGCAAACUACACAGUAUGGCAUUUCCGGAGAGUCCUCCUGCAGUCUUUGGGAAAGGAUCUCCAUGAGGAACUUAAGUAUAUUACAGCUAUCAUUGAAGAUCAACCAAAGAACUACCAAGUCUGGCAUCACAGACGGGUGUUGGUGGAGUGGCUGCAGGAUCCAUCCCAAGAGCUUGAGUUCAUAGCUGACAUUCUUAACCAAGAUGCCAAAAAUUACCAUGCGUGGCAACACAGACAAUGGGUUAUUCAGGAGUUCAAAUUAUGGGACGAUGAACUGGAAUACGUAGACCAGCUUUUGAGGGAAGAUGUGAGAAACAACUCUGUUUGGAACCAACGACACUUCGUAAUUUUCAACACCACUGGCUAUGAUGAUCCAGCAGUCCUAGACAGAGAAGUCCAGUACACUCUUAAGAUGAUCACAGCAGUGCCACAUAAUGAGAGUGCUUGGAACUAUUUAAAAGGGAUUCUACAGGAUCGUGGUCUUUCUAAGUAUCCAAAUCUGUUAGAGCAACUGUUGAAUUUGCAGCCCAGCCACAGUUCACCCUAUCUGAUUGCCUUUCUUGUGGACAUAUAUGAAGAUAUGCUCGAAAACCAGUGUGAUAACAAGGAGGAAACACUAAACAAGGCAUUGGAGUUGUGUGAAAUUCUGGCUAAAGAAAAAGACACCAUCCGAAAGGAGUACUGGAGAUACAUUGGAAGGUCCCUUAAGAACAAGCACAGCUCAGGCACUGAACAGAGCACUGUGACAGACAAGCAGCAGUAACCGAACAUGGAAGAAAACAGUGUUAAGUUCUCAAGCUCUUCUAAAGCAGUAGUAAGUAGGGUCAUCAACUAGUUUAAAAUUCAGUGUAGUUAUUAUUCCCCUGGUGAAGAGCUAUUGCAAUGAAAGAGGAGUGCGGAAUGCUCUAUAGUCUUGGGUUGCUGCUGCUACUGGUGAUAGUCUAGGUGCAGUCAAGAAAUAUAUUAAGACUUAAUUAUUGAAAUGUACCAACUAAAGGGUUUUUUCCGUAUUAAUACGGAAAUAAAUACAUAAAGCUAUACCUA
This is a messenger RNA of Balearica regulorum gibbericeps (East African grey crowned-crane), 1250 nucleotides long. The record is from RefSeq and is a predicted model, not a curated record. Lineage: Eukaryota; Metazoa; Chordata; Aves; Gruiformes; Gruidae.